Terrapene triunguis (Three-toed box turtle) is the source of this 2556-nucleotide messenger RNA. It is a transcript of the gene IFTAP, whose product is annotated as chromosome unknown C11orf74 homolog. The transcript is spliced from 8 exons. Gene Ontology annotation, molecular function: intraciliary transport particle A binding. NCBI's taxonomy places the organism in Eukaryota, Metazoa, Chordata, Testudines, Emydidae. Gene Ontology annotation, biological process: acrosome reaction; spermatogenesis. The coding region runs from base 223 to 921 and encodes 232 amino acids. Gene Ontology annotation, cellular component: 9+0 non-motile cilium; cytosol. The record is from RefSeq and is a predicted model, not a curated record.
CCGAUUUGCCGUGGCCUCCGCAGAGUGGGUUUCAGGAAGAAAAAAGCUACAACUACAGACAAACAGGCUUCCAUUCAGCUUGAGUUCCACCUUUGUCUCUAUUGUUUACCAGGGACCACACCCUGUUUGGAACUAUACAGCACACAGGACCAUCCAGAGGCUGAAUGAUAUACUAGGAAUCCUCUUAGAAAAGGUAUGCCUGUUUGACUGUCAUGGUCAUGGAUGAUGGAAAAGCAACCGUCAAACAACAGUGUCCUUGAUCAGUUUAUUAAUAGCCAGGAGCAGACAUAUGAAGAAUUUCUCAGCACGUUCACUUAUCUUUGGAAAGAAGAGGUGAAAAUGAAAAGCCAAGUAUCUGAAAUGGAUUCCAUAGAAAAUACAUUUUCAAUGCUUGAGUUGUCAAACAGAAAUAAACAGAAUGUCUCUCCUGUAAGAAACAAAGAGCCAUCAGUGAAUCUCUCAUCACAGACUGUGGAUGAAGACCAGAUAAUGAUGGGUGAAGGCUGGAAAGUUGGCUGCUCUAACCAAGGUGACCUCAGUCUGGCAAGAAAAGUGAAGGUGGACAAUUACUUGGAGUUGGAAGAUUUUGACACAGAUGAUGAAUUCGGUCAAGGGACAUAUAGUGCAGGGUCAUUAGUGCUUCCAGGAGAGGUGGAACAGACAGCGACUUGCUAUACACCUUCCUUUGAUCAGCCUACUAAUCUGGAGUUCGGGACCUUGUCAAUUACACAACCAUCAAUCAGCAAAACACAAGAGCUCUGUGGGGAUGAAGUUCAGCUGUUCUCCCUUGAUGAAGAAUUUGACUAUGACAGUGUGGCAUUGACCCCCAGGUUCUCUGAGGCUGAGAUGAAAGCCAUUAUAAACUUGUCUGAACAGAAAAAAGUAAGGAUCGGCCUUAAGUCACCAGGAUCUGAAGACUGAAGCUGACGUACCUUGCUAGGCAUUCUCUGUUAUUCAGCUGGAAAAAUAUUUUUAAGGGGAAAAUCCAACUCCCUCUUCUGCAAUCAUAGCGGGCUCUUUUGCAAUGAAGCCAGUGUGGGCCUGUCAUAGAACCUGUGGGAUGUUCAUAUACCCUGUGCAGCACUGGGCUGAAGUAGCCUCCCCGUAGUAUUAUUAUUUAUUAUUUGUAUUACUGUAGUGCCUAGGAGCUCUAAUCAUAAAUCAGGACCCCAUUGUGCUAGCUGCUGUUCAAACACAGAACAAAAAGGUGGUCCCUGCUCCAAAGAGCUUACAAUCUAAGCAUAGCAGCUCCACCGCCUGGAGGGUAGAUUCCUCUCUCUCUGCCCCCUUUACAUAUCCCUAGAGCAACUUGCCUAGGUACUCAUACUGGAUGCUGGGGUCUGGACUGGUUCCUAUAUGCAUACAAUUCCUACAUGUGUCGGUGGGUUUUGAAAGACUUAAGCCCUGGUUCUCAGCCCCAGUUCCAGUUGCUUUGUUGUUCUCUGGCAGCACAAAGCAACAGGAAUGGUUCCUUAAAAGGCAGCUAGGAAUUCCUGUGUUGAAGAAAAAUCCUUGAGUGGCAUAUAAUGUGUGCAGUGCUAGAAUAAUGACUCCUUAGGGGUCAGUAUAAACUGGUGUAAAUUAGACUAUGUUUUGUGCUGGCUUCAGCCCCCAACCAGCCCAGAGUUGUCUCAGGGCCGUUUUUGCCUGGCUCCCUCAGGAGUGUAAACAUUAGCUUGUGGCAACUGAGCAUUCAGCCUUUAGUCUCUUUUUCUGGCAUUAUAAGGUGAAAAGAUACAGAGCUGUGGACCAAUGAUCAAACCCAGGAAGGAUUUUGAUACCUUCUGUGUGAUUUCAGUUCUUCAGAUCAGUAAUAUUCCUAUUUUUUCAAUGUUUUUUCCUUAUGUGGGUUUGAAUUAAGUGUGUAUAAUUCCUGAACAUCACAGUAACGUCUUUUUUUUUGGUCACAAAAAAGUCUUCAGGGCAGGAGAAGCAGAAUAGCAGUGAUUUAACCCAUUACCUAACUCGACAAGCAAAAUUUAGACUGUAAAGACAUAUUUCAUACAUUUAUAUAGGAAAUGGUCCCAAGGUUUUUCACCAUGUGACAUACAUUCAGCACCACUGAAAUGCAGCAACCUGUGGGGUGGAGCGUGAAAGUGCAUACAUCAUGGUGCAUAGCAUGUGAGGAAAGGAGAACAUGUGGCCAAAGGCCCUGGGGAAGAUGCUUACUCUUACACAGAGAGUCAUGAGAUAUGUAGGACUCAAUCCUUCUUACUUUUCAUCAGCCAUUGGGGCUAUUGCAUGAGUAAAAGUAGCAACACCUGGUCCAUAAUGGGUCAGAUACAUACUGGUGUAACUCCAUUAACUUUAGUUUGUGGACCAACAAUUCAUCUUUGGCAUAACACCAUUAACUUUGUGAUAGAAGAUUACAGUGAUGAGUGUGGUAAGAAUGCCUGGGUAGAUAGCUUUGGGAUUGAACAACAUGCAGUUUAAACACUUUGAAUGAAAUCCAUAAGGCUGGAUGGCUGCUCCAAAGCCAACAGUUUCCAUGAGUCAAAAAGGGGCAUCCUUGUUCCAAAGGAAAUGAUUUGUUUCAAUUAUAUGGCAAAUUAUAAA